AUGAUACCAAGUUACGAUCCAACCAAUACAGAAGCUGGUCUAAAGCUUCUCGAGAAUCUAACCACAAAUGCAGAUACGAUCCAACAACAUGUUCUCCACCAAAUACUCUCUCAAAACUAUGGAACCGAGUAUCUCAAAUCGUUUCUUGAUAAAGAGUCCGAUAAGAAUCAAGAAAGCUUCAAGAACAAAGUCCCGGUGGUGGAUUACGAGGACAUGAAGCCUUUCAUCCAAAGAAUCGCUGAUGGAGAUUCAUCUCAUAUCCUCUCUUCUCAGCCCAUCAUUGAGCUUCUCACUAGCUCGGGUACUUCUGGUGGCAAGCCGAAGCUGAUGCCUUCUACGGCUGAAGAACUGGAUCGGAAGACGUUUUUCUACAACAUGCUUGUCCCCGUCAUGAAUAAGUUUGUGAAUGGACUAGAUGAAGGAAAAGGAAUGUAUCUUCUGUUCGUAAAACCAGAGAUCAAGACUCUUUCUGGUCUAAAGGCACGUCCUGUGUUGACAAGUUACUACAAAAGUCAACAAUUCAAGAACAGGCCUUUCAACAAGUACAAUGUUAUCACUAGUCCUAACGAGACCAUUCUUUGUGAGGACAGUAAGCAAAGCAUGUAUUGUCAGCUUCUUUGUGGCUUAGUCCAGCGAUCUCAUGUCCUAAGACUUGGUGCUAUCUUUGCCUCUGCUUUUCUCCGAGCAGUCAAGUUCUUGGAGAAUCAUUACACUCAGCUCUGUGCCGACAUCAGGACUGGUACUGUCGCCAGCUGGAUCACUGACUCGUCAUGUCGAGAGUCUGUUUUGUCGAUCCUUAAUGGUCCAAAUUCUGAUUUGGCUGAUGAGGUUGAGGCUUUGUGCUCUGCUAAGUCAUGGGAAGGGAUCUUGAGAAGGAUAUGGCCUAAGACCAAGUAUAUAGAGGUGAUUGUUACUGGCUCAAUGGCUCAAUACAUUCCGACACUCGAUUUUUAUAGCGGAGGUUUGCCUUUGGUUUCGGUAAUGUAUGCUUCCUCUGAGUGUUUCUUUGGUAUCAACAUUAAUCCUCUGUGUAAGCCAUCUGAUGUUUCCUACACACUUCUUCCUAACAUGGCUUACUUUGAGUUCUUGCCUGUCGAUGAAAAAUCACAUGAAAAGAUUCACUCUGGAUCGUAUAAUCUUAAGGACGACCAAGGUCGUAUUGUCGAUCUUGUUAAUGUUGAAACCGGUCGAUACUAUGAACUCGUCAUCACCACAUUCGCAGGUUUAUACAGAUACAGAGUAGGAGAUAUUCUGAAGGUUACCGGUUUCCACAACAAGGCACCUCAGUUCAGUUUCGUGGAGCGAAGAAAUGUUGUCUUAAGCAUCGACACAGACAAAACCAGUGAAGAAGAUCUAAUGAAGGCAGUGGCACAAGCCAAACCCUCAAGCUUCUUGCUCACUGAGUACACGAGCUAUGCGGACACGUCUUCAAUCCCAGGGCAUUACGUGCUCUUCUGGGAGCUAAGGCCACGUCACAAAGACGACCCACCAAAGCUAGACGAGAAGGUGAUGGAGGAUUGUUGCUCCGAGGUGGAGGAUUGUUUGGAUUAUGUGUACAGGAGAUGCAGGAACAAAGACAAAUCAAUAGGUCCAUUGGAGAUAAGAGUGGUGAGUUUUGGUACUUUUGAUUCGUUAAUGGACUUUAGUAUCUCUCAAGGAUCUUCAGUGAAUCAGUAUAAGACUCCAAGGUGUGUGAAAUCUGGAGGAGCUCUUCAGAUUCUUGAUUCCAGAGUUAUUGGGAGGUUCUUCAGUAAAAGGGAACCUCAAUGGGAACCACUUGGUUUAGAUUCUUAG
Molecule: messenger RNA, 1794 nt
Organism: Capsella rubella
Lineage: Eukaryota; Viridiplantae; Streptophyta; Magnoliopsida; Brassicales; Brassicaceae
Product: indole-3-acetic acid-amido synthetase GH3.17
Exons: 4
Coding region: 1-1794 (597 amino acids)
Cellular component (GO): cytoplasm
Molecular function (GO): acid-amino acid ligase activity
Source: RefSeq, a predicted model, not a curated record